GAGGCUGCGCACUAGGGCCCUCAGCGGUCCCACCUGCAGUUCCCGGGGCUGGAACUGGCUGCUUAACUCGCUGGCACUGUGCUCUUCGCUUUCGCCCUCCGCAGCACUAUGGGGCUGGCGCCGCGCACCCUGGAACUGUUCUACGACGUCCUGUCCCCCUACUCCUGGCUGGGAUUUGAGGUCCUGUGCAGGUACCAACACCUCUGGAACAUCAAGCUGCAGCUGCGUCCCACGUUGAUCGCUGGGGUCAUGAAUGACAGCGGAAAUAAACCACCAGCCCUGGUUCCCCGAAAAGGCCUGUACAUGAGCAAAGAUCUUCCUCUCCUGGGGCAACAAUUCCAGGUUCCCAUCAGUAUGCCCAAGGAUUUCUUCGGUGUGAUUCUGAAGAAAGGAACUAUAAAUGCCAUGCGCUUCCUCACCGCUGUGAGCAUGGAGCAGCCAGAGAUGUUGGAGAAGGUGUCCAGAGAGCUGUGGAUGCGUGCUUGGUCUCGAGAUGAAGAUAUCACGGAGUCCCAGAGCAUCCUGGCUGCUGCGCAGAAGGCAGGAAUGGCCACAGAGCAAGCCCAAAACUUUCUGGAGAAAAUAAACACAGCGCAGGUGAAGGACAAACUCAAGGAGACCACUGAGGCAGCUUGCAAAUACGGGGCCUUUGGGCUGCCCGUCACCGUUGCCCACGUGGAUGGUAAAACCCACAUGCUAUUUGGCUCCGAUCGCAUGGAGUUGCUAGCUUACCUGCUAGGAGAGAAGUGGAUGGGCCCUGUACCCACAACUCAAUGUGCCAGACUUUAAGUUUGCCUUCAGAAGUAAACUUCGAUUUCUCUGUUUGACAAAGCUGGCUUCCAUGGCUGGCCCUGUGGGCUGACGCAGGAGUCUGCCUUAGCUGUGCCUGCCUUUACUUCUGUGCCUCACAAGGGCCUUUUGGAGAGUCUUGGGUUCCUCAUUCCCGUAAAAUAAACCUGAUGCCACUAGACAAAA
Mesocricetus auratus (golden hamster) is the source of this 975-nucleotide messenger RNA. RefSeq names its product glutathione S-transferase kappa 1 (gene Gstk1). Lineage: Eukaryota; Metazoa; Chordata; Mammalia; Rodentia; Cricetidae. Gene Ontology annotation, cellular component: mitochondrion; peroxisome. Bases 109 to 789 code for a protein of 226 amino acids. Gene Ontology annotation, molecular function: glutathione peroxidase activity; glutathione transferase activity. The transcript is spliced from 8 exons. Gene Ontology annotation, biological process: glutathione metabolic process. The record is from RefSeq and is a predicted model, not a curated record.